This is a messenger RNA of Elgaria multicarinata webbii, 2607 nucleotides long. RefSeq names its product vomeronasal type-2 receptor 26-like. Gene Ontology annotation, biological process: G protein-coupled receptor signaling pathway. The record is from RefSeq and is a predicted model, not a curated record. NCBI's taxonomy places the organism in Eukaryota, Metazoa, Chordata, Lepidosauria, Squamata, Anguidae. The transcript has 6 exons. Bases 1 to 2607 code for a protein of 868 amino acids. Gene Ontology annotation, molecular function: G protein-coupled receptor activity. Gene Ontology annotation, cellular component: plasma membrane.
AUGACAUACACAGUGUUGGGAUUGCUUGUACUACCUCAGACAGUGUGCAAGAUUCCUACAGUUGUUGAGCCUGAUCCUAUUCUUCACAAGUAUUAUCAGUCAGGAGAUCUCACCAUUGCUGGCAUAAUUUCUCAGAUCUAUAUUAUUUAUGACCUGAUAACCUUCAGAAGACAUCCCUAUCAGAAUCUGAUUGAUGACUUCAUGUUGCUAACACAGAACUACCAGCACAUCCUGGCCUUGGCAUUUGCAGUGAAGGAAAUCAAUGAAAUCCCUCAAAUCUUGCCAAACAUCACCUUGGGUUUUGACAGUUCUAACAACUGUUUUAUUCCACGAUUCACAUAUCAAGCCUCAUUGGAAUUUCUCUCCACACCGGGCAAGUUCAUCCCUAACUACAAAUGUGAUGUCUGGAACAAUCUGGUAGCAGUCAUUGGGGGACCUAGUUCUGACAUCAGUCUCCAUAUGGCAGCCAUCCUAGACAUCUACAAGAUUCCACAGCUCAUAUAUAGUUAUGCUGCAGAGACAAAUAAGGAAACACAAGCUGAUUUCUUCCACUGGAUGUUUCCAAAUGGAGUCCAUCAGUAUACGGGCAUUCUCCAGUUAUUGCUACAUUUCAGAUGGACCUGGAUUGGUGUUAUAUAUCUUGAUGUUGACAGUUCAAAGAUGUUUGUACAGAAUGUGCUUCCCAUGUUUUCUCAGAAUGGUAUCUGUUUUGACUACAUAGAAAACUUACCAGGUACCGUGUUUUUAAGCCAAAUGACAAAAAUAAUAAAGAAGGCUCUUGAGACAAUGAGUGUUGCAAUGAAAAGUACAGCCAAUGCAGUGAUCUUUCAUGAUGAAUUUCAGACCAUAAUAACCCUAAGAAACUUGUUUGAGCUUUCACAAUUCGAGGGUGAGCCAGUAAAGACAAAAGUCUGGAUUAUGGCAUCAGAUGUGGAUUUUGCAUCACUCCCCUUUCAAAGAGGUUGGGAUAUUUAUCCCAUCCAUGGCUCUAUAUCGUUGGCAAUACAUUCCAGAGAGGUACCAGGAUUCCAGAAGUUUCUUCAGAUAAGGAACCCAACUUUGGACAAAGAAGAUGGCUUCCUGGGGGACUUCUGGGAACAGGCAUUUAAUUGCAACCUGCCCACCUCUGCCCUAGACAAGAUGAGUGGGGAAAUCUGCACUGGGGAGGAGAAGCUGGAGUCUCUUCCUCAGACUGUUUUUGAAAUGAGCAUGACAGCCCACAGCUACAGCAUCUACAAUGCCAUCAAUGCCGUCGCAUACGCAUUGCAUGCCAUGCAGUCUUCCAAAUCGAAAGAUAGAGCAAUGAUAAAUAAAGGGACCUGGAAGUUUUUGAAUCUGAAACCAUGGCAGCUCCUUCACUUUCUGAAAGGUCUUUCAUUUAAUAAUAGUGCUGGGGAAAUUGUUUCCUUUGACCACAAUGGGGAAUUACUAGCUGGAUUUGAUAUUAUCAACUGGGUCACAUUCCCAAACCAGUCCUUCAGCAGAGCCAAAGUUGGAAGGAUAGAACCACAGGCAACCCCAGGGAAACAGUUCAUCAUUUCUGAAGAUGCCUUCACAUGGCCCAGAAGGUUCAACCAGGCACUGCCCCUUUCUGUAUGUAGUGACAAUUGCCACUCAGGAUAUACAAAGAAAAAGAAGGAAGGGAAGCCAUUUUGCUGCUUUGAUUGCCUUCCAUGUCCGGAAGGGAAGAUAUCAAACCAAAAGGAUAUGGAUGGAUGCAUUCAAUGCCCAGUGGGACGCUAUCCAAAUGGAAACAAGGCUUUAUGCAUUCCGAAAUCUAUAAGCUUCUUGUCUUAUGAAGAACCACUGGGGAUAAGUUUGGCCAUUUCUGCCCUGUUCCUCUCUCUCGUUACAGCUUUGGUGCUAGGAACCUUCAUGAAGUACCACGAUACACCCAUCAUCAAAGCAAACAACCGAAAUCUCUCCUACGUCCUUCUCAUCUCCCUCCUGCUCUCCUUCCUUUGUAUUUUGCUUUUCAUUGGACGGCCUGAUAAGCUGACAUGUCUUCUUCGACAAACUGCUUUUGGCAUCAUGUUCUCGGUGGCCGUUUCUUGCAUGUUGGCCAAAACCAUCACUGUGGUUCUAGCUUUCAUGGCCACCAAGCCAGGAUCUAUGAUGAGGAAAUGGAUGGGGAAAAGAGUGACCACCUCCAUUGUUCUUUCUUGCUCCCUAAUUCAAGCCAUUAUUUGUACUGUGUGGCUGGCAACCUCUCCGCCAUUCCCAGAUUUUGAUAUGGAUUCAUUAAUUUCUGAAAUCAUUGUGGAAUGUAAUGAAGGAUCAAUUGCAAUGUUUUAUAGUGUCUUGGGAUUUAUGGGAUUCCUAGCUCUUGUCAGUUUUGCUGUGGCUUUUUCAGCCAGGAAGUUACCAGACAGUUUCCAAGAAACCAAGUCUAUCACUUUCAGCAUGUUGUUGUUUUGCAGUGUCUGGUUGUCCUUUGUUCCAACCUAUCUUAGCACCAAAGGAAAAUACAUGGUGGCUGUGGAGGUCUUCUCCAUCUUGGCCUCCAGUGCCGGGUUACUGAGUUUCAUCUUUUUCCCCAAAUGCUAUAUCAUUUUGGUGAGGCCUGCUCUGAACAAAAGGGAGCAUCUAAUAAAGAGAAUAUAUUAA